AUGAGGCUCCUGGCUCAGAAUAAAAGAUGUGAAACUUCAGCCAUACUUCCCAUUGCCUCCAGCUGUUGCACCCAGUUAUCACAUCAUAUUUCCAGAAGGCUUCUGGAAAGAGUGAAUAUAUGUCGUAUUCAGAGAGCUGAUGGGGAUUGUGACUUGGCUGCUAUCAUCCUUCACAUCAAGCGCAGAAGAAUCUGUGUCAGCCCGCACAAUCAUACUAUUCAGCAGUGGUUGAAAGAACAAGCAGCCAAGAAAAAUGCUAAAGGCAACAUUUGCCACUUGAAGAAACAACACCCCAAGAGGAAUAAUAAAAGGGUACAACAGGCAAAACAUGAAACAACCGGCCAUAAAACUCCUUAUUAGAGAACUUAAAAAUUAGUACACAAAGACAGUGUCUGAAGGAAACUUGGCCAUGUUUGGUUAUAAAUUUAUCAUUUGUGAUGUUCCUCAUUGAAAGCCAACAGGGCAAAAUAAAA
Choloepus didactylus (southern two-toed sloth) is the source of this 473-nucleotide messenger RNA. RefSeq names its product C-C motif chemokine ligand 28 (gene CCL28). Gene Ontology annotation, biological process: positive regulation of cell-matrix adhesion; immune response; cell chemotaxis. Gene Ontology annotation, cellular component: extracellular region. The transcript is spliced from 4 exons. The record is from RefSeq and is a predicted model, not a curated record. Bases 1 to 360 code for a protein of 119 amino acids. Lineage: Eukaryota; Metazoa; Chordata; Mammalia; Pilosa; Megalonychidae. Gene Ontology annotation, molecular function: chemokine activity.